This is a messenger RNA of Molossus molossus (Pallas's mastiff bat), 2111 nucleotides long. It is a transcript of the gene IDUA, whose product is annotated as alpha-L-iduronidase. The coding region runs from base 25 to 1830 and encodes 601 amino acids. The record is from RefSeq and is a predicted model, not a curated record. Gene Ontology annotation, biological process: carbohydrate metabolic process. NCBI's taxonomy places the organism in Eukaryota, Metazoa, Chordata, Mammalia, Chiroptera, Molossidae. The transcript has 13 exons. Gene Ontology annotation, molecular function: L-iduronidase activity.
UGUGGGCCCCACUCACAGAGACUAAUGCCCUCACACUCUUGUUCUGUCCCCAGCCCCCCACUGCCACACAGUCGGGCUGACCAGUAUGACCUCAGCUGGGACCAGCAGCUCAACCUGGCCUAUGUGGGUGCUGUCCCUCAUGGUGGCAUCGAGCAGGUCCGGACCCACUGGCUGCUGGACCUCGUCACGGCCAGGAGGUCAGCUGGACAGGGCCUGAGCUACAACUUCACCCAUCUGGAUGGGUACCUGGACCUUCUCAGGGAGAACCAGCUCUUCCCAGGCUUUGAGCUGAUGGGCAGCCCCUCUGGACACUUCACCGACUUUGAAGACAAACGACAGGUGUUUGAGUGGAAGGACCUGGUCUCCCUCCUGGCCAGGAGAUACAUUGGUCGGUAUGGGCUGGCGCACGUUUCCAAGUGGAACUUCGAGACGUGGAAUGAGCCGGACCACCACGACUUUGACAACGUGUCCAUGACUAUGCAAGGCUUCUUCAACUACUACGAUGCCUGCUCCGAGGGGCUGCGCGCGGCCAGCCCCGCCCUGCGCCUGGGCGGCCCCGGGGACGCCUUCCACCCGCCCCCGCGCUCUCCGCUGUGCUGGGGCCUCCUGGGGCACUGUCACCACGGCACCAACUUCUUCACCGGGGAGGUGGGCGUGCGGCUGGACUACAUCGCCCUGCACAAGAAGGGCGCCGGCAGUUCCAUCAACAUCCUGGAGCAGGAGAAGGAGGUCGUGCAGCAGAUACAGCAGCUCUUCCCCAGGUUCGCGGAGACCCCCAUUUACAACGACGAGGCAGACCCGCUGGUGGGCUGGUCCCUGCCACAGCCGUGGAGGGCUGAGGUGACCUACGCGGCCAUGGUUGUGAAGGUCAUCGCGCAGCACCAGAACCUGCUGGUGGCCAACAGCAGCUCCUCCGUCCGAUUCGCGCUCCUGAGCAAUGACAACGCCUUCCUGAGUUACCACCCGCACCCCUUCUCCCAGCGCACGCUCACCGCUCGCUUCCAGGUCAACAACACGCGCCCGCCGCACGUGCAGCUGCUGCGCAAGCCGGUGCUCACGGCCAUGGGCCUGCUGGCCCUGCUGGACGGCGAGCAGCUCUGGGCCGAGGUGUCGCAGGCCGGGGUGGUGCUGGACACCAACCACACUGUGGGCGUCCUGGCCAGCGUCCACCGCCCGAAUGGCUCCGCCGACGCCUGGCGCGCCACGGUUCUGGUCUACGCGAGCGAUGACACCCGCGCCCACCGCAACCGCAGCGUCGCCUUGACCCUGCGCCUGCAUGGGGUGCCCCAGAGCCUGGGGCUCGUGUAUGUCACCCUCUACCUGGACAACCGGCUUUGCAGUCCCCACAGCGAGUGGCAGCGCCUGGGCCGGCCCGUCUUCCCCUCGCCAGAGCAGUUCCGGCGCAUGCGUGCGGCUGAGGAUCCUGUGGCCACCGAGCCGCGCCCCUUCCCCGCGGACGGCCGCUUAACGCUUCGCCCCGAGCUCCCGCUGCCCUCGCUGCUGCUGGUGCACGUGUGCGCGCCCCCCGAGGAGCCGCCGGGCCAGGUGACCCGGCUCCGCGCUCUGCCCCUGACCCGUGGGCAGCUGCUUUUGGUCUGGUCUGAUGAGCGCAUGAGCUCAAAGUGCCUGUGGACAUAUGAGAUCCAGUUCUCCCCAGAUGGGCAGGUGUAUGCUCCCAUCAGCCGGAAGCCGUCGACUUUCAACCUCUUCGUGUUCAGCCCAGACACCGCUGUCGUCUCUGGCUCCUACCGGGUUCGAGCUGUGGACUACUGGGCCCGGCCAGGCCCCUUCUCAAACCCUGUGCAGUACCUGGAGGUCUCUGCCCCGUGAGGGUCACUGCUGUCCGGUGACUUCGAGCCUGUGCUGACCCUCUGGGCUGGACCAGCUUCAGUCUGUUGUCAGCUGCGUUCAUCCCUCCCAUCCUGCCACUCACCCCUUAAAGUGCCUUUUUACACCCUGGGCUUGGAGUCGCCCUUUGUGAACGAACACUGGCUGGAGCAAGCUUCCUUGCUUCCCUUCCCCCACCCAUGGGUCCCAGGACGGAAAGCAAGUUGAGCUGCGGAGGAAGCCCCGGUACAGCUGCCAUUAGGACACCCAGCUGGGGUCUCUGG